AUGUCAAAACCACAACGGCCAAGAGGCAUACCAACCCCCAACCCGCGGUUCCGAGUCCAUAUCCGCGAAGAGCCAAAGCCCCAAAUCCCAGAACCCUCAACAUACGAGGGCCCAUCCCUCUCCAAACAAAAACGAACCCCCGCAUUCAUCUCACAUUUCGUCACAAACCUCCGCCAACGCAUCACCGCCCUCCCAUACCCAGUCCGACGAGCAUGCCGCACUCUCCGCUGGGCAGCACCUAUCCUCCCAAUCGCCCUCUUCUUCCCAGAACACGUAAUGCAAGUGAUGUGGGUUCGCGGCCCGUCAAUGACACCAUACCUGAACGAGGAGUAUGCGCAAACACAAACGAAGAGCGACAUGGUGAUGGUCAACAUGUGGCCGUGGGGAUCUAUACUGCCGUUUAAAAAGGAGCGCAAGCUUGAACGAGGGAUGAUUGUUACUUUCCGCUCACCUGCAAACCCGUCUCAUAUCGCUAUUAAGCGCAUUAUCGGCUUACCCGGUGACCGCAUCACGACUCGCGAGCCAUGUCUACGACAAACCCAGAUCGUCCCGUGGAAUCAUGUUUGGUUGGAGGGUGAUGCGGAGGAUCCGCGGAAGACGUUGGAUAGCAAUACGUAUGGGCCUGUCAGUCUUAGUUUGAUUACUGGGCGGGUAUUUGCGGUGCUGGGACCGCGGAUGCGGUGGCUGAACUGGACGGACUGGGAGUCUGGGGCGACGGAUGAUGCGGCUGCGAGUUUGUACAAUCAGAGUGUGCGGGAUCGUGUGUUGAAGGAUGCUGUUAAGCUCGAUCAGCCGAUGUUGAAUUGA
Penicillium verrucosum is the source of this 807-nucleotide messenger RNA. RefSeq names its product putative mitochondrial inner membrane protease subunit Imp2. The record is from RefSeq and is a predicted model, not a curated record. Gene Ontology annotation, molecular function: serine-type endopeptidase activity. Gene Ontology annotation, cellular component: membrane; mitochondrial inner membrane peptidase complex. Bases 1 to 807 code for a protein of 268 amino acids. The transcript is spliced from 2 exons. Lineage: Eukaryota; Fungi; Ascomycota; Eurotiomycetes; Eurotiales; Aspergillaceae. Gene Ontology annotation, biological process: mitochondrial respiratory chain complex assembly.